Amphibalanus amphitrite is the source of this 4324-nucleotide messenger RNA. RefSeq names its product neural Wiskott-Aldrich syndrome protein-like. The record is from RefSeq and is a predicted model, not a curated record. Gene Ontology annotation, biological process: regulation of Rho protein signal transduction; actin filament organization. Lineage: Eukaryota; Metazoa; Arthropoda; Thecostraca; Balanomorpha; Balanidae. The coding region runs from base 186 to 1703 and encodes 505 amino acids. Gene Ontology annotation, molecular function: small GTPase binding; actin binding. The transcript is spliced from 2 exons.
AAGCAGCUGCUAAAUUAAAGUUUCGUAAUGAAUCACCGACUGCGCCACUAAUGUAACUAAAUCGCAAGAUCUGAAUUCCAUUGGACAGAUGUGGGAUUUGUGUAUACAAUGGGGCGUUUUGUAAAUUGGAGGUGUGGUCAUCGGAAUAGAUAAGAGGGAUUUUGUAGCGUCACACCAUUACGGCCAUGACGAUGCCGAUGCGGCCGCCGCCGCCGGCCGCUGGCGUGCAGUCGAGCCGCCCGGCGGAGAACGUGCCCACCCAGCUGCUGACCCCGGAGGAGAACCAGCGCCUGUUCCGGCUGCUGGGCGAGCGCUGCCAGACGCUGGCCACCGCCAUCGUGCAGCUGUACUGCACCAGCCCGCCCACGCACACCGCCUGGAUCCGGCACGACACGGGCGUCGUCUGCUUCGUGCGCGACAACUCGCGACGCGCCUACUUCCUGCAGCUCUACUCGGCCGACGCGCGCCUCUGGGAGCAGGAGCUCUACCAGAACUUCAAGUACAGCCGCACUCGGAAUUUCUUCCACACAUUUGAGGCUCACGAUUGCCGAGCGGGGCUCAACUUUGCCGAUGAGUCGGAGGCUGACCAGUUCGGUAGGCGCAUUGAAGAGCACCUGCACAACAAGCAGCUCAAGAAGGAGCAGCGCUUCCGGUCCCGUCAGAUGGGCGAAAGUCGCCACUCGAACGGCACCCUGCCACGCUCGGGCACCAUGCCUCAGCAGCGGCCAGCACCCACGCAACAGCUUGACCGUGGUCUGCCGCGAGGAAAGCAGAAGAGAAACAAACUGAGCAAGGCCGACAUCUCGCUGCCUACCAACUUCCAGCAUAUCUCGCAUGUUGGUUGGGACCCACACAAAGGCUUCGACCUGGAGAACGUCGACCCCAAUCUGAAACAGUUCUUCAACCGAGCUGGUGUGUCAGACACUCAGCUACAGGACCAGGACACGCGGAAGUUCAUCUACGACUUCAUCGACAAGCACGGCGGUGUGGAGGCGGCCAUCAAGGAGGUGCACCAGCUGGGUGUGCCGGGAGCGGCGCCCGGGCCGCCGCCACCGGUCCCCACUCGGCAGCCGCCGGCGUCCGGCCGGCCAACAGCCCCGCCGGCGCCGCCAGUCCGCUCCACACCGCCCCUGACGCACAGCGGCGCCGCGCCGCCGCCGCCGCCCAGUCGUACCCGGCAGGCGCCGCCGCAGCCGCCGUCCGCCGCCGCCAAACCAGGCGCUCCGGCGCCGCCGCCCCCGCCGCCAGUACCCAGUUCAGCGCCUCCACCUCCUCCGCCUCCGCCUCCGCCCCCGCCCGCGGGCGUACCGGCGCCGCCGCCACCGCCCCCGCCGCCGUCAGCGGCCGCCAAACCGGGCCUGCCCGCGGUCUCUGACAGUCGCAGUCAGCUGCUGGACUCCAUCCGGGCGGGCACCACGCUGCGGCCAGUAGCGGCCUCCAAUGACACAGGAGGCAGCGGCGGCGGCGGCGGUGGUGGUGGUGGCGGCCGGGAUGACCUGAUGGCACAGAUCCGCGGCGGCGCCACGCUGCGACACGUCACCGACAAACCGGCGCCUGCGCCCGCGGCCUCCGAGGCGCCGCCGCCCGGCCUGGCCGGCGCCCUGGCGCGCGCGCUGGCCGACAGGAAGCGCGUCAUCCACUCCAGCGACGAAGACGAUGAUGACGACGAUGAGGAAGACGAUGAUGACGAGUGGGAGGACUAGAUGGAGCCGGAGGACGCUUGGGAUUGGUCGUCGCCGUGCUUGCCGCGGUGAGAUCUGUCUGAGUCGCCAUCGUGCCUUCCCAUCCACCGGUGGGGCCGUUCCCAGGGUGCUGAAGCCCUGUCUCGGCCACAGUUCAGCGAGUAUUGGGGCGGGAGUAUUGUGUUCGACCUCUGUAACGAUUGCAGUGCCCUGACGUCGGGGUUACAGUCUUAUUGCUUUGCAAGAUCGUAAGCAGGUUAAUCGCGGCGAAUCUAUAUUAAAGCGUUUGCUGAGUGGUGUGAUUGAAUGAAAAGGGGAUGAUUUGUUCAUUUACCACUGAGGCGAAUUUAAGGUGUCAGAGGAAUGUAUGUUGUAGCACUUUGUUAACGAUAUAUUAUAUAAUGCAUAUUCCUUGACUAGUCCUGUCUUUGGGGUAUUUUCGAAAGACGAUGGGCAAGAUGGCGAAUAUUGGCGGUAACAUCUAUGGUUUGUGAAUCAUACUUGCGAAAUAAAUCGUGUUCAGUGAUUAAAAUUUAUAUCGUAGUCAUAUACUCACUGUCGUAUUCAUCUAGGUAAGAAAAGUUCACUCAUACUUCCAUAUGAAUUGUGUCUCACGGUGACCUCUUAUUCACAGGAGAGAUAUUUGUAUCACGCCCAUAUUGCCUCUUCAAGUCGUGGGAACUCGUUAAGUACGUUUAAGGUUUAGGUAAUCCCGGUGUGGAAUGCUAUGCAGUGGCUUGCAAAGCUACCAUCCAUGGGCCUUAAGAUUUUUCGAAUGACGAGAUUCGUCCCGAAAGUUUUAUUUUUGUUUGGGCUAGUCGCCGAUUCCACCUCACUGAUUGUGGACAGUUAUGAGCGACCCUAUCCUUGGUGUAUCGAAGGGCUAGCCGACACUUGACACAGCCAUAAUUUGUCGUCCAGACCGGAGGAUCAGAUCCGGUGUCAUGAUGGUUGCCUAGCAACUGAUGGUGUUACAAAUUGGCUAAGAAGUUUUGUCAAACCUUGAAAAAUGUUUAGGAUCAACAUGAGCUGAUUGCACAACUUAUAUGGCCUUGGAUUGCACGACAGACUGGAAGACAAAUCAGUAGCGCCGCCCAUGCAUGUAGGGACAUAUGCGUAUAAAAAUAGGCAUUUGCGAAAAUUUCACAGUAAACAUUCCGUUUAGUUUCAGGAACUGAGUACGUGAAGGUUUGAGUUCCAGAAGCAUCGCAAAAGGAUCAGCAAUGUAUUACUAUUCCAGCACUUCAAGAGGUAGCCGCCACAUCGAGCAAAGUCAAGGAGGUGGAACGUACGACAUGGACUUCUACGCGACAUCGUACUCUCUCGCUCACAAUAAGCCGGCCUACAAGCCGAACCCGCCACUCAUCCGGAACGGAACUGGCUUCAUCCGCUCUCUGGUGCCAACUGGUGACAUCGGCGUAAUGGCCGGAGCUGAGGUGAAGGCCCUCACCAGUGGGCUGUGCCGGUCCGCGCUGCCCGAGCGGCACCCGCCCUGGGUGAUGCACGACGGCCGCGAGCCCCUGCCGGCCACCGUCAACGACAGCACCGCGUCUGGGUACGCCAGCAACGCCACGCCCACGCACCAGCUGGUCAAAUUUCCCAGGGACUGGAGGCAGCCGGACAGCCGGGCAGAAACGUUUCCCAAGCACCAGCCACUGGCGCGACAGCACCUGGCUAAGAACGAGCACAACGACUACGUCUCCGAGUACCACGCCAUCUUCAAGCAGAAGCCCUUCCACGGGGACCUCUCCGGCACUCGCUGUCCGGAGAACCCAGAGAUCAUCUGCAGCACGGGCUUCACGCACGAGCGCGGCGCCGAGGGCGGUCCGCAGGCGCGUCAUUUCGCCACACCGCCCACCGCCUACCAGAGCUACUUCUCCACGGCGCCGCUGGGUCCCGGCGCUCAGCUGCCCUCCACCAGCACGGACACCAGGGACGUGGGCACGGGCUACCCCAACCAGCGGCCGGUGACGGUGGCCGGUCAGCUGCGGCCUCCGCAGACCAAACACCAGCAGGACUUCGGCAACCCGGCCGACCGGGAGCCCGGCGCCAUCCUGCUGCCCACCAAAAUCAACAGCUCCGGCUUCAACUCCAACAACCCCAUCAAACAGCUGCAGCUCGACCGGAGGACGUUCUGCACCGACUACACGGAGGCGUUCGCCGACCGCACGCCGCAGGGCGCCGACCGCGAGGGACACACCACGGGCAACAUCACGGCGCGCGUACAAACCUUCUACCCGCUGGCCUCGUUCCGACAUCGCUAUCAGGACCACGGCGACGCCGAGAAGCGGCCCGAACGGCAGGCGUACCCGCAGCGCUCCUGGGCGGCGCGCUCAGGGCCGGGCACUAUUGGAGCACAGCGCUCCGACGGCCCGCUCGCCGAGGUCGCUGGGUAGGACGGAGGCCACAGCGCGGCCUCAGGCUCCCUCCGACCGCAAAGGAACGUGCAUGAAGUGUCCACGUGUUUAACUCAUAGUCCUUCGUUAUCCAAUCGAGACGGGUCCACGCGAUAUUUACGCCACAGUUCAGUUCAGAAAGCCUACUAUGCAUUUCAUCAUUAUUGGCGAAAGCACCUGGUAGAGAAAACUCUCCGUAGAAAAUAAUUGCUGCCAUAUCGCUCCAAAUAAACUACGAAAUUAGCA